AUGGCGGAUGCUGAGGAGGCCCCGCCAUCGUUGUUCACGCCGGGCAGCGGGAAUAUCGCAUUGGGAAUUAGCAUCGUCGUCUUCGUGACUAUCGCGUUAUACAAUUCGAUCGAGCUGAUGAUUCUCAUUCCGGUCAGCUUCCACCGCUAUCGCAGCCUCUACUUCUGGUCUCUCUUGACCUCCGCCUCAAUUGGAGUGAUUCCUUCGACCAUCGGACCAACCCUGCAAUACUUCAGCAUUGCCCCGCUAUGGCUCGCCAUGGUCCUCUCGAACGUCGGGUUCAUCAUGAUGAUCCCGAAUCAAUCGGUCGUGCUAUACUCGCGCCUGCACCUAGUCUCCCAAAACACCAACCUCCUCCGCUGCGUGCGGUGGUUAAUCGUCUUCAGCGUCUUCGCGGUCGUCAUCCCAACCACCACCCUCAACGUCGGCGCAAGCUACCUGCCAAAUUCGCGACCAUGGACGGUGGGCUUCGAAGUCAUUGAGCGCAUGCAAUUGACCUGGUUCGCAGCACAGGAGUCCUUCAUCUCGAGCAUCUACAUCAUCGACACGAUUCGAAUGAUCCGACUGAGUCCAGACAGCGACAAGCGGCGACACAAGAUACUGUAUGAGUUAUUGGCGAUAAACAUUGUUGCGAUCAUGAUGGAUCUGACGCUCGUGAUUCUCGAGUAUGUGGGGUUCUAUUUCACACAGAUUAUCCUCAAGGCGACCGUGUAUAGCAUCAAGCUGAAGCUUGAAUUCGCCGUGUUGGGCAUGCUGGUGUCGAUUGUGCAUUCGCGCGGGUCGGAGCAGUUGUUCCAAGCGGAUUGUACCACGUCGACAUUCUCAUGA
Molecule: messenger RNA, 828 nt
Organism: Penicillium argentinense
Lineage: Eukaryota; Fungi; Ascomycota; Eurotiomycetes; Eurotiales; Aspergillaceae
Exons: 1
Coding region: 1-828 (275 amino acids)
Source: RefSeq, a predicted model, not a curated record